AUGGCGCCGCCCUCGAGAAAUCCCACCACAUGGGACGAGUACGAUGGCCUGGCAUCGCCAUCAGCCAGCGUUUCGUCCAACCCGUUUGCAGAGGAACGCGCGCUGCUCGACGAUGACGACGCUGACGAUGGUGGCGCGCAUCCAGCCGGUCGAGACAUUGAGCGCAGAAGGUCCUCCGUCACCGACCGGCUGGCUGCCAUGGCCGAUGUUGGCGGCGUGAAUAGCUUCAGGUCUUUUGCGCGUAGUUGGCAGCGCGCCGCUGCCUUUCCAGAGGUCAUUCCUCGUCGCCCGAGCUUUGUCAUUGCUGCCGAUCAGCAGAUGGAUGGUGAGGAUCUCGAAUACUCGACCAGUUACGAUAGCCGCGACGCUGCUGGAUUUGGGCGGUACUCGGACGGGUCGCCGCGGGUGGGAGGUCCCUUUGCCGGCUCGAGCAACAAUGUUGUCGAUUCACAUGGCAGAGAGCGCGAGGGCAAGGCUCUAGACGUGGAGAUGGCAAGCGGUGCGCUGCCUGCUACCUUUUCGAGCCAUUCGAGCAUCUUUGGAACGUCCCCCUACUUGGCUACGCCCAGCAUUAUCGGCAGCUAUGGGUCGUAUCGCAGUUAUGGCACAAUCGGCGGCCCGUCGCUUAUUCGACAUCGACCGUCUAUUAUCCGAAUAGCAGGCCAGGUGGAAGGCGAGGCAGGCCAAGAGGAAGAUGCUGCCUAUGGUGAGGAGCAGCCCAUCUUGGUCAAGGAGGUAAAGCAGGGAAACAAGGUUGUCCUGACUGUUGAUGGUCAGAGCACCUUGCCCCAAUCCGUCUUCAACUCCAUCAAUGCCAUUAUUGGCGUUGGACUGCUGAGUUUACCGCUGGCCUUUAAGAUGAGCGGCUGGGUCCUUGGCCUCGUUAUCCUCACGGUGACGGCAGCCGUCACGGCGCACACGGCCAACCUGCUGGCCAAGUGCAUGGAGUACGAUGCCAGCCUCAUCACGUACUCCGACCUGGCAUACGUCUCGUUUGGCACUAGAGCCCGUAUCAUCGUAUCGGCCUUGUUCACCAUUGAGCUCAUUGCCGCCUGCGUUGCUCUCAUCAUUUUGUUCUCGGACUCGCUUGCGGCGCUGCUUCCCGGCCUGGCAAGUGUAGAGACGUGGAAGUGUAUCUGCGCUGCUGUCACUCUCGUCCUGAACGCCAUGCCCUUGCGUUGGCUUAGCUAUACCAGCGUCAUUGGCAUCCUUUCGACUUUUUGCAUUGUUUGCGUUGUCAUUGCUGAUGGCCUUAUCAAGACGGAUGCCCCUGGCUCCUUGUGGGAACCUGCUGCUACACACCUUUUCCCUACGAACUGGCUGGCAGUGCCUCUGGCGUAUGGUCUCAUGCUCAGUCCAUGGGGGGCUCACUCCGUGUUUCCCUCGAUUUAUCGAGAUAUGCGGCAUCCUCACAAAUGGGGCAAAGGCGUUGCCGUCACCUUUUCGUUUUCCUACGUUCUAGACACUUGCCUCGCCCUCGUCGGCAUGCUCAUGUUCGGCGACGGCAUCGGCGAGGCCAUCACCUCCAACAUCAUCAAGAGCUCCGGCUUCCCCGAGGGCCUGACCAUCUUCAUGUGCAUCUGCGUCACCAUCAUCCCCCUGACCAAGAUCCCGCUCAACGCCCGCCCCCUCAUCACCACCGCCGACGUCCUCUGCGGCCUUCACCACCACCCUCACCAUCACCAUCACCACCACUCCUCUUCCAACAACAACACCAGCAGCGCAGACUGGAAACCCGCCUUCAUAAGAUCCUGCCAAAGGACCCUCGUGCGCGUCGUCGUCGUCCUCGUCUUGCUCGGAAUCUCCAUCCUGUUUCCGGCAUUUGAUUCCGUCUGCGCAUUCCUCGGCGCCGCCCUCUGCUCCCUCAUCUCCGUCAUCCUGCCCAUCUCGUUUUACCUCAAGCUCUACGCAAAGGACGUCGCGGCGAAGGAACGCCUCGUGCUGUACUGCUUGCUGGUGGUGUUUUCCGUGCUCGGCCUCAUUGGCACCGUGUGGACGUUUUUGCCAAAGGAUCUCAUUGGCGUUUAAACUGGCAGUGAUUGAUUGAUUUUUUCUUUGGGUUUCUUUAUAUACAUGACAUGACAUGGCGUGGUAUAUUGUUCGGUUUUUUAUUUUUUGUAUAGGGUCAUGGCAUCUAGCAUAUUUCUGUGGGCAUCUUGAAGCGCCUCUUUUUACGACUCCAUAAAGCAAUAAGCUUUGUGUUUCAAGAGUUUAAGUAGACGACAUCUCUAUCACUGUUUCUACUUCC
This is a messenger RNA of Trichoderma virens Gv29-8, 2248 nucleotides long. RefSeq lists its product as uncharacterized. Lineage: Eukaryota; Fungi; Ascomycota; Sordariomycetes; Hypocreales; Hypocreaceae. The coding region runs from base 1 to 2028 and encodes 675 amino acids. Gene Ontology annotation, molecular function: amino acid transmembrane transporter activity. Gene Ontology annotation, biological process: amino acid transmembrane transport. The transcript has 5 exons. Gene Ontology annotation, cellular component: vacuolar membrane. The record is from RefSeq and is a predicted model, not a curated record.